Molecule: messenger RNA, 792 nt
Organism: Aureobasidium musti
Lineage: Eukaryota; Fungi; Ascomycota; Dothideomycetes; Dothideales; Saccotheciaceae
Source: the annotation of a GenBank genome assembly
CACAUCAUGAAGAUCCUCACAAAGGAAGAAGAGCAGGAGCACUACAACGCCACCGUCUAUGGAGGUACCAUUGGUGGUCUGCUCGGUACGGCAGCUGGUGCUGUUGGUGUCCUGGCCGCUAGCAGGAGAUACCCUGCUUUCCGUGGCCUUUCUCUUCCUUUCCGCGCCUUCUUGGUGACCAGUACCGGUACCUUCGCUGCCAUCAUCAAUGCCGAUCGCUACUCGCGCACCUACGAGGCUAGCCGUCAUCCCGAGAAGGACUACACCGACAAGCAGCAGACCCUGCAAGAGCAGCUCGAGUCACAGAAGCCUUUCUCUCAACGUGCCAUGGACUGGGGAAACAAGAACCGUUACAGCAUCGUUUUCGGUUCAUGGGUUGCUUCAAUCACCGCUGCUUUCGGUAUCGUCGGCCGCAACCCCUACCUUAGUGGUCAACAAAAGCUCGUCCAGGCUCGUGUCUACGCUCAGGGUUUGACUCUGGCUGUCGUCAUUGCCAGUUUGGCACUAGAGGCCAAGGACAAGAACCAGGGUGAGGGUCGCUGGGAGACUGUCAAGGUCCUUGACCCCAAUGACCCUACUCACAAGCACGUUAUCGAGAAGAAGAUCCACCACGAGCGUUACUCUGGUGAGGAUCAAUGGAUGGACAUGGUCGCUGCCGAGGAAGAGCGCAUCAAGGAGCGCGAAGCCGCUGUCAAGCAAAGAGAAGCUGCCGACCAGAAGAAGGGCAAGCAAGUCAAGAAGCACGAGGACCUCGAGCACGGCGAAAACAAGUCCAAUGUCAGAGCACCCUAA